Molecule: messenger RNA, 1526 nt
Organism: Colletes gigas
Lineage: Eukaryota; Metazoa; Arthropoda; Insecta; Hymenoptera; Colletidae
Gene: kra
Product: protein krasavietz
Exons: 8
Coding region: 170-1468 (432 amino acids)
Cellular component (GO): membrane; cytoplasm
Molecular function (GO): protein binding
Source: RefSeq, a predicted model, not a curated record
UUCGAGUAACCUAUCUAUUCUCUACCAAUCGUGACUUCUUCUUAGAUUAAUUCUCUUCGGUUUCACUGAACUUAAGUGCUCAAAAUCUUCUUUGGAAUAUUUCGUAUUGCUCUUGUACACCUGGAAAGGGGUAGUUUUACAGUUCUACGUGCAUUUAUAAAGGUAUUGUAUGAGUCAAAAAAUAGAAAAACCAAUAUUAUCAGGUCAACGCAUAAAGACCAGAAAAAGAGAUGAAAAAGAAAAGUAUGAUCCAACGGGAUUCAGGGAUGCAAUUAUUCUUGGUUUGGAAAAGGCUGGUAACGAUUUAGAUGCAAUUUCAAAGUACUUGGAUGCAGCCGGCUCUAAAUUAGACUACCGCCGAUACGGAGAAGACCUAUUUGACAUUUUAAUAGCUGGCGGUCUUUUAAUACCAGGUGGUUCUAUUGCUCAAGAUGGCGAUAAACCCGUUAAAGCUACUGCUUGUCUUUUUGAACAACCAGAAGAUAUGGAAUCAAUGCGCAACUUUGAACAAGUUUUCAUUAAACUUAUGCGACGAUAUAAAUACUUGGAAAAAAUGUUUGAAGAUGAAAUGAAAAAAGUAUUGGUUUUUAUGAAGGGCUUUACCCCUGUAGAAAGAACAAAAUUGGCUAAAAUGACAGCUUUAUGGAUUUCCAAUGGAUCUGUACCACCCUCUGUGCUUUCAGUUUUAAUUAAUGAACAUCUUGUCAAAGAUAAUUUAGCAUUAGACUUUUUAUUAGAGGUUUUUGUUACUUGGAGAGAGGAAAAAGGUCUCUCUAGUUUAAUGACUGCAUUAAAAAAGGGCAACAUCGAAAGAAGGUUAAUGGAAUUUGUACCACCAAAUAGACGAACAGAGGAGCAUUUUCGAUCUGUAUUUGAGGCUGUUGGUCUUGCAGAUAUUGUGAAAUUACACAAAGCUCAAGCAAGUCAAGAAGCAAAGCGAGAUUUGCAACAAUUACUCUUGGAUGAUUUAGCUGAAAAUCGUUCUAUGAAAGAUAUUAUAUUCGAUCUCAAACAAAUGGCACAAAGAUGUGCCAUUCCUGAACAUGAAGUUAUUGGCCUGAUUUGGGGCGUUGUAAUGGGACAAGCCGAAUGGAAUAAAAAGGAAGAAUUGGUAGCUGAUCAGGCAUUGAAACAUCUAAAAGUAUAUACUCCGCUAUUUUGUGCUUUUACAGUCACUGCCAAAUCUGAGCUUGCACUCAUACUCAAGGUCCAGGAAUUCUGUUAUGAAAAUAUGAACUUUAUGAAAGUCUUCCAAAAAAUUGUUUUGCUAUUUUAUAAAACAUAUGUAAUAUCAGAGGAAGUAAUUUUGAAGUGGUAUAAGGAGGGUCAUUCGGUUAAAGGAAAACUACUCUUUUUGCAGCAAAUGAAAAAAUUUGUUGAGUGGUUACAGAUAGCUGAAGAGGAGUCUGAAUCUGGAGAAGAGGAAGAUGGAAAUGACGAAGAAGAAAAGCAACAAAAAAUAAUAUAACCUUCAUUGUCAGAAAAUAACAUAUUUGAACUUUAUUCGAAAUUUCAAAAAUGAAUCA